CCGAAUGCGAAACAUGCUCUCCGACUAUCUGCGGUCGGCGUUUUUGUCGAUUUUCGGCAACCCUGAAGUUGACGAGCUCAGGGAGGCCAUCGGGAACCUAGAAGACGAGAACAGGACGCUGAAAAACGACCUGGACGCGUCGCACGCUGAAGUUGACAAACUCAGGGAGGCCAUCGGGAACCUGGAAGGCGAGAACAGGACGCUGAAAAACAACCUGGACGCGUCGCACGUGCAGCUGAAAACGACAGAGCAGUUGCAGAAGCAGACCCUGGUUGAAAAACAGCACUUGAAGGACCAGGUUGAAAACUUGAAGAGGCGACUGCAGGAUUUGGAUAGCCAGUGCCAGUUCAAGCAAGACCUGAAGGUUGCCUGCCAAAGGGCAUUCACUGAAAAGCAUUCUGAAAUUGUACAGCUGAUAGCGCAUGCAGAGUUGACUACCAGCCUGGACAAGCGCACUGUCCUAGACCUGAAGCAGCAGCUGAAGAUGGCGGAUGACGAAGCCAAGGACUCUGUCUACAAAGAGCUGCUUAUCAAGGAUAAAAUGAAGAGGGCUCUCAGGGGCAGUCCCAAAGAGUUAGAGCAGAUAACAUGGUAUGCCCAUGACAGAAAGAGCCUCGUGCUUGCGAAUGACUGUAGGGUGGCCAGGAGGCCAGCCAGGGCCAGAGUUUGUGAGGAGGAAGAGGAAGUGAAAAAAUGGGAAAAGGUGAAGGAUGUCUGGUGGAAUGCAAAGUUGGCCAAGACGACCACCAAUCAGAAGAUGGGCAAAGUGGAAAAGUUGACCAUGGGCGUGGCAGAAGCAAUCAAGCUUCUGGAGGAAAAUGAGGAGAAGGUCCAGAGGCUGCGCAAGGAGCUGCAGGCCCUGAAGACUUACAAGCAGGUCAUGGAUGAUGUGGUGAUGGCCAAGAUCGGUGCCAUCAUGACCAGCAUCCAGUCUGGAAGAAAAGCUAAGUAGUAAAACAAAA
Molecule: messenger RNA, 962 nt
Organism: Neocloeon triangulifer
Lineage: Eukaryota; Metazoa; Arthropoda; Insecta; Ephemeroptera; Baetidae
Product: ninein-like protein
Exons: 2
Coding region: 5-952 (315 amino acids)
Source: RefSeq, a predicted model, not a curated record